AUGCGCCCAUCGACUUACAUUGCGCGUGGGCUGAGCCUUGCCACUUUGUUGAUGGCACUGGGAGUUUCUGCUUCUCUGGAUGAUCCUGAGAUAGUCAUUGAAACCACUUUCCCCGAGAGCAAUCCAUUUGGCCACGUGGUGAACGGAGAGCGUAACCAGCUUUUCCUCGUGGUUGAGAAUAGGUCUGACAAGAAUAUAACUUUGCAAUCUGUUGCGGGAUCCUUCCAUCAUCCUGAGACUGGAACUCUCAUCAAAAAUACGUCUUCACUGACGUAUGGUUUCCCCCUGCUCGAGGGUACAAAACUACAAAUUCCUUACUCUUUCUACUCUGAAUUCAAGCCGGGAGACCUGAGACUCAACAUUUGGCUAGAGCACACCGUUGAUGACGACAAAUACCGUGUGACAGCCUACGACUCGGUGGUGACGAUUGUUGAGCCUGAGCCAUCAUGGCUAGAUUUCAAACUCCUUUUCACUUACCUCAUAGUGUUUGCCACACUUGGGGGUGUCUCAUAUGCAGCAUACAGCGCAUAUGUUCCUUCACAGAAGCCGAAACGCAAACGCCCAACCCAGGUUAGCGCACCUGUCGGCACAGUGACUGCAAGUGGUUCGGGUGGUUACCAGGAAGAGUGGAUCCCUGAACACCACCUCAAGAAGACAAAGGGAAAGAAGACAAAGUCCGACAACGUUGUAGUGAGCGAGGAAUCGAGCAGUGAGGCGAAUGGCACAGAGGGAAAGAGGACGAGGAAGGGGAAGAAGCAUUGA
Molecule: messenger RNA, 762 nt
Organism: Suillus subalutaceus
Lineage: Eukaryota; Fungi; Basidiomycota; Agaricomycetes; Boletales; Suillaceae
Exons: 8
Coding region: 1-762 (253 amino acids)
Cellular component (GO): endoplasmic reticulum; endoplasmic reticulum membrane
Source: RefSeq, a predicted model, not a curated record